CUCUCUUUCAAAAUCCAUCUUUUCAGAAAGGCAGAAGAACAGUGACUGGGACAGGCAGAGCUGGGGUGAUGGAGACAUCUCUCUGUGUGUGUCUAUCCUAGCAGUCUCUUUGGGAAGAACAUGGGCAGUGAUCGCUGGAAGAACAUUGGAGGAACCCCCCAGAUGGAAGAGACGGUGCAGGAGAAGUCCCAGAGAACAAGUUGCGGUUACAUCCUCUGCACUGUGUUGCUGUCCGUAGCCGUCUUGUUGGCCGUCACCGUCACUGGAGCCGUUCUGUUCAUGAAUCACUACCACGCUCCAUCUACGGAACCACCUCCGGUCAUUACCACCAACAUGGAAGACCCCAAUGCUUUGGUGACCAUCGAGAGGGCUGAUAGCUCUCACAUCAGUAUAUUCAUUGACCCCAAUUGCCCAGAUCCCUUCCCCAGGCUGGAAGGCCUCCAGUCUUCUCUGCUUUCUGCCUUGGCGGAUCACGAGUCAGCGCAGAAGGUGGCCGGAGGGAAGGAGAGGGCUCUGCUGUCAGGGUUAGCAGAUCAAGUUGCACAGAUGGCAUCACAAGUGGCCCGACAGCGAGCAGAUUGGGAAACCCUUAAGAAAGGGCAGAGUGGACUUGGAGCAGAGUUGGGAGCUCUGCAAAGUGAGCAAGGGAGACUCAUACAGCUCCUCUCAGAAAGUCAGAGCCACGUGGCACAGCUGGUCAGCUCAGUCAGCGAUGUCCUGGAGACGGUACAGAGAGAGGUGGGAUCAUCCCGACCCCGUCUCAAGGCAGACCUCCAACGGGCACCAGCCAGAAGUUCCCGACCUCGUGGCUGUGCCAAUGGUUCCAGACCACGGGACUGCUACGAUAUUUACAUGAGUGGACAACAAGAGGAUGGAGUAUACUCUGUGUUUCCCAUACACUAUCCAUCUGGCUUUCAAGUCUUCUGUGAUAUGACAACAGAUGGUGGCGGGUGGACAGUGUUUCAGAGGAGAGAAGAUGGCUCGGUGAACUUCUUCCGUGGUUGGGAACAGUACAGGGACGGCUUCGGGAAGCUGACAGGAGAGCAUUGGUUGGGCCUUCAGCGGAUUCAUUUCCUGACCAUGCAAACCCAUUACCAGCUCCGUAUCGACCUGGAAGACUUUGAUAACGCCACGGCCUACGCUCAAUACAACACGUUCGGGGUGGGUUUGUUCUCAGUCAACCCAGAAGAAGAUGGGUAUCCUCUUACUGCCUCCGACUACACCGGAACUGCAGGCGAUUCUCUUGGCAAGCACAGUGGCAUGAAGUUCACCACCAAGGACAUGGACAAUGACCACUCCGAGAACAACUGUGCCAGCUUUUACCACGGCGCCUGGUGGUACCGCAACUGCCACACGUCCAACCUGAAUGGGCAAUACCUGCGUGGCCACCAUGCCUCCUAUGCUGAUGGCAUUGAAUGGUCCUCUUGGACAGGCUGGCAGUACUCCCUGAAAUCCACUGAGAUGAAGAUCCGACCCUUGCGGGAGGACAAGUAAAACUGUUACGUCUCUCUCUCUUUAUUGGUGAGAGAACCAAGGGGAAUUUGUGACUUACAAGACUUCAUUGAGGCCACCAGGGUCCAUAAUCCGUGGCUGGGUGGGUCUAGCUGUUUAAUUUAUCCUACCCCAGAUGGCACAGAGUCUUUUGUGAAAUCUUAUUGUUGUGUUUAAAGCUUCUGUCUUGGACGUCUCACCAAAGGAUAUAAAGGGGAUAGAACAAAACUUACAAACAGGACAAUACAGAAUGUCUGUAGUGGCCAUUCAGGAGAAGACAGCGAUCAAACUGGAAGCUUCUCUGAGCUUCUUGUCUGCUACAGCAUGAAUUCAGAUGGAAAAGAGCUGGAGAACCCUCUACAGCCAACUAUAUGUUGAUCCAAGUCUUGAGGGCCAUUGAUACACACAAGACCACACUGGAUAUAGUUUUGACUUUUAAUGUAUUAGGUCGGCGGUGUUUUCUAUGGCGUCAGUAGUCACAUUUAUUUCUUAUAGACCCAGCAACAAAGUACCUUGCCACGUGUUGCUGGUGUGUCUUCUGAUUUGAUGUUUGAACCAAAGGCGAGACACUUUGCCUGGUGGGUGACCUUUAACAUUCUACUUGGACUAAGUAUCUCCUAACAGUCGCAUCGGUGUUCACCUCACAGUACUUGCUUUCUCGAGCUUUUAUCUUCUUUCACCUAAACUCCCGGACUUGGUUCGUGUAUUCGUUUCUGGAGUAGAAGGUGGCAUUGCACACACUGUGUAAAUUCUGUAAACAAUGUCAAAAAAAAAAAAAAAAAAAAAACACUAUCGUAAUUUUGUGCCUGGUCUACAACCUGAAUUCAAGGUCCCGGUUUGCAGAUUGGAACGUGCUGGACGAAUGCGGAACUUUCCAAAACCUUUGGAGUUGACAAAAUGAAGGAAUAGAGGAGCAUCGAGAUGGUUGGAUCCAAGCUAAACCGAGCUUCUAGGACAAAAUGAAUAUCGGGACCGUGUUGUACCAGAGACAUGAAACUCAUAAUAUGUAUCUGUUGCUGGCUUCUAUGUAUACUUUUUUUUUAUAUAACCUUAAGAAUUUUGAGGUUUUCUGGUGUCAAAACUCUGUCCUAUUUAAGAUUUUUUAGCACCUUGGAUGGCCUGUAUGUUUUACAAGGGAAGAAACAGGGCAUUGAGUGGGGUGUGCAUACAAAGCGUUGAGCCAAAAACUAACGGGGCAAUCUGUGACAUGCUUGUAGACAGGGCUGGACGAAUCUCAGAAAGCAGGUAGCUAUGGCUCCCGAAGCUCCUGGCUCCCAAUAUUCCGUGCCAUUCUUACAUUCCCAAUGGUUAUAUAAUCUUUUGUCUUACAUUCCAUCUCAAAUCUCUAAAAAAAUAAAACGAACUUCAUAGAUUCGUCCGGUGCUGCUUACGGAAGCGUUGAAUUUGCCUGCACACAUGAUGCAUGGAAGACAAAUGUUGAUACAUGAAUAGACACUUUGUAACAGGUCCUCUGCUGAUCUCCUCUUUCAUGUAGAGCUUACUUUGGGAAUAAACUAAACAUGGUAACAUA
Spea bombifrons (plains spadefoot toad) is the source of this 3022-nucleotide messenger RNA. It is a transcript of the gene FIBCD1, whose product is annotated as fibrinogen C domain containing 1. Lineage: Eukaryota; Metazoa; Chordata; Amphibia; Anura; Pelobatidae. The coding region runs from base 121 to 1494 and encodes 457 amino acids. The record is from RefSeq and is a predicted model, not a curated record. The transcript has 8 exons.